AUGACCGGCCCAUCCCACAUCUCAAGCUACAACCAGUCCACCUACUGGACGGCGCACGCCCACAACUUCCGAUCCGCGGCGCGCCUGCACCUCCAGCACUUCCUGUACCAAAACACCCUGGGCUAUCUCCUGGAGCCGGUGAUCGCGAAGGCCGUGAUGGCCGCCGUGCAGCAGCAACCCCUCCAGAUUGCGGAUCUUGCCUGUGGCAAUGGCAUCUGGCUCACCGAGCUCCACACCCAACUGACCACGAACCACGAUCUCUCAGUUCAGCUGGAUGGCUUCGACAUCAACCUGGUCAACUUCCCCGCCGGCGUGUCGCUGCAGCAGCUCGACAUCCUGGCCAAACCCCUCCCAGCCCCCCUCCUCGGCGCCUACGACGUCGUACACAUCCGCGCCUUCGCGAGCCUGAUCGGCCCGGACUCCGACCUCACCCCAAUCCUCACGGUGGCCUCGUCCCUGCUCAAGCCCGUCCCCAAGGCCGCCUGCAGCCAGGCUUCGCAGGUGCUGCGGGACGGGCUGCGCGCCAAGGGCAUCAGCAACGCCUGGGUGGACGCGCUGGACCCCCAGCUCACGCAAUUCGGCUUCCAGGAGGCCCGCUUGCUGUCCCAUGACAAGCGGCCCCAGGACUACAAGGCCUGGACGGAGAACUACCUGAUCGUGUGGGAGGAACUCGCCGCGCUGGCCGCGUGGUCACUGCGAUCGGGCGAAAGCCGCUGGCUUGAAAUUUCCCUCGUCAUUCGCGUUAUCCUGGCCGUGGUGGUGCGGCGCUAUGCGUUCACCAAGGUGGGGUUGGGCGCGGUGGCGCGCGACGCGGCCACGGGCCGGCCGGUGAUGCGGCCGGAUGGACAGUUCGAGGUCGAGGCGCUGGCUUAUACGACACGACAGAUCACGGCGCGGCCGGUGGAUGGGUUGAUGAUGACGGUGAGUCGAUGGGGUGCAGAGCAAGAACCAUAAGAUCAAGGGCUAUUUGGUGGUUAUUUACGGUGAAUGCGGGUAUGCGGUGCUGCUAGGGGUGGGGUUGAGGACAGAGACUACCCCGUACUGUACAAGGACAUGGCUUGUCGGAAGCUGAGGUGGCUGGAAGGUUGUAU
This is a messenger RNA of Aspergillus uvarum CBS 121591, 1091 nucleotides long. RefSeq lists its product as uncharacterized. Bases 1 to 954 code for a protein of 317 amino acids. Lineage: Eukaryota; Fungi; Ascomycota; Eurotiomycetes; Eurotiales; Aspergillaceae. The transcript is spliced from 4 exons. The record is from RefSeq and is a predicted model, not a curated record.